AUGUUCAGCUCAAACUCGUUCGGCGCGCUGGGAAUGGACGACAGCGCGCCAGCAGCUGCCGGGCCUAGCGUCCAGACCCGCGACGGCGAAGAACUCGAUGCCGACUGGCUCAAGCUCGUCAAGCCCAACCACGAUGUCGCAGUCCGCGUCUCGGACAAGGUCGACCUCUCGGGUCUGCCCAGCGAGAGCUCGCUCCUCGCCGUCUCGAACGAGCACGGCCUCCUCAUCGUCGGCGGCAACACUGAUGUUCGCAUCCAUCGCCUAUCUGACAUUCACCACCUCUUGGAGACUGCGGCCAAGGACGCGACUCCAGUGUCCACCCCUAUCCAGACCAUCUCCCUGCCGGCUCGCCCAGUGUGGAUUCGUCUCGCUGCUGGAAACGAACGUCUUGUGGUAGUGACUGCGGGCGCUGGCAUGUUCCUCUUCAAGAUUGCAGACCUUGUUGCCGGGAACACCGCCCCGUACGGCUGCAUAACCUCCGGUAUUCCUAGCGCGCUUCUCGACGUGCUCCCCAAUCCCGCCGCACCAUCCCCGACCGAGCCGCUCUGGAGUUAUGUCACGCUCCUCGCCAACGAAGGCUUUGUCAUUGCCGACAUUGAGAACGUCCAGCUCUCGGCUCCUCUUGCUGGCCCAUUCUCGUCUGCAAGCUGGUCAGCCAAGGGCAAGCAGAUUGUCGUUGGCACAACCGCUGGUACCCUCGUCCAGUACACCCCCGAGGGCGUUGCAAAGGCCGAGGUGGCCGCCCCGGCCGAGAUGGAGGGACAUCCAGUGACCACGGUCCACUGGCUCGAGAACGACCUGUUCCUCGCCGGUUACGCAGCCCCCAACGCGUCUCUCGAGGACCCACUCGACCUCUUUGUCAUCCACCGCAACAAGGCCCAGCUCACCUACACCAAGUUUUACGAUGUCAACGACACCAUGGGCUACAACGGCCGUUCGGGCACGUUCCGUCACUUUGCCAACAUUAAGCAGUGGGGACAGGCGACAAAGCACCUCGCGUUCCUCCUCUCACCUGUCGCCUCGGAGAUUGGCGUCCUGCACGGCAAGCCCGUCGAGGGCAAGGCUGUCCCCCAGUGGGACGUCCUCUUCCUCGACGAGACGGCUCGUGGCGUCAUGCCCGCGGGCAAGGCCGGUGUCUCCGACGACACCUCGCCUCUCGGCCUAGCUCUCGACCUCACCAACCCCAAGCCCGUCGUUCUUGGCAUCGUUGGCGGCGAGGAGCUUCCGGACCUUCCCCCCGCCCCCCGACUCCUGGCAUACAGCCAGGAGGGUAUCAUCAUCACCUUUGACGUCCGGUACCCCGACGCCGGUCCCUACGCUGGCAUGGUUGGCGCCGGACCCGGCGCUGUGCCUUCACCGGUCGCGCCCCCCGCCGUCACCGUCCCAACACCCGCACCUGAACAGCCCAAGUCUGCGUUUGGCGGUGGCAGUGCGUUUGGGUCAUCUGCCUUUGGCGGCGGCUCUGCGUUUGGCCAGAGCGCCUUUGGUUCCACCACCACCACCACGACUCCAGCCAAGGCGCCUGCCUUUGGCUCCACCCCCACUACGAGCGCGUUCGGCUCCACGACUCCUGCCACCAGCGCUUUCGGCUCUACCACUCCUGCCGGCGGCUCUGCGUUUGGAAAGUCGGCCUUUGGCCAGUCCUCGACGCCUUCUGCAUUUGGUUCGUCUGCGUUCGGAGCCUCUGCGUUUGGCUCGACGACUCCCGCCAGCACCCCUGCCGCACCGGCUUUCGGACAGGCUAGCAAGCCUGCUGCUCCUGCUAGCAAGCCUGCUGCUCCUGCCGCACCCGCCUUUGGCCAGACUUCGACUCCUGUCACCACGUCAGCCUUUGGCCAGUCCUCCACGCCAUCUGCGUUUGGCCAGUCUGCGUUUGGCGCCAAGUCGACCACCAGCGCGUUUGGCCAGUCGUCUACACCCGGUACUGGCUCCGCCUUUGGCCAGUCUGCUUUCGGUCAACCCGCCGCAGGCUCCCCCUCGGCCUUUGGCGCAGGUGCUGCCGCGGGCAGCGCGUUUGGUGCCAAGCCGGGCUUUUCGUUUGGCCAGAAGCCUGCCGCUGACAACAAGGCGGCAUCGCCGUUUGGCGCCAGCACGACGCCUGGGUCAGGCAGCGCGUUUGGCUCGGGAAGCGCUUUCGGUUCUGGCAGUGCGUUUGGAUCCAGCAGCGCGUUUGGCACAAAGGACGACGCCAAGCCCGCAUUUGGUGGCUUUGGUCAGCAGCCCAAGGCUGAGGACAAGCCCGCCGACAAGCCUGCAGACCUCUUUGGCGACAGCAAGGCCAAUCCGUUUGCCCUCAAGUCGGACGCUGCCAACCCCUUCGCCGUCAAGGCCGAGGACAAGCCCAAGGCCGCCGCCGCACCCUCUGGCGAUUCGUUUGGUCUCGGCUCGCUCGACUCUGCCAUCACCUCCAACGUUCCGGGCCUCGCCCAGUCGCCGCCCGACUCGCCCGUUCUCGGUGGCAAGGCCACGGUGCCAGGUCUCGAAGACGACGACUCGCCGCCCGGCUCUCCUGCUCCCCGUGCGGUGAGCAGCACGCCUGCCAAGCCCCCACCUGCGACCUCGGCGUCGUUCAUCAAGCCCGCCACGGCGUUUGGGUCUUCGUCGAGCACUGGCUUUGGCGCGUUUGGUAGCAACAAGUCGACCACUUCAGCAUUUGGCUCGCCUGCCACUCCUGCCACUGGCUCUGCGUUUGGAGCCAAGUCUGCAUUCGGCCAGUCGUCGACCCCUUCUGCGUUUGGCCAGUCGUCAACUCCUUCAGCGUUUGGCCAACCCUCCGCCUUUGGCAAGACUUCGACUCCCGCAUCCACACCUGCGUUUGGUCAGGCGUCCACCCCUAGUUCCGAAUCUGGCACACCUGCGUUUGGCCAGAGCUCUGGCUUUGGCACCAAGCCCAUCACCAGCGGCUUUGCCAGUGCUGCCCCUGCCAUUGGCACCAUCUCUGGCGGGUUUGGCGGCUUUGCGGCCAAGAAGGAGGAGAAGAGCGCGUUUGGUGGCUUUGGCGCGUUUGCCAACAAGGGCGACCAAAAGUCGGUGUUUGGCGACGCGAGCCCAGCGACCAAGAGCGCGUUUGCAACUGCCACCAAGACCGACGACGACAAGGCUUCGCCAUUCGCGACCGCCAAGCCUGCUGAGAAGAAGGAAGAGAACGAGGUCAAGGGUUUCGAAGUUCCUUCCACCACGCCCAAGAAGGAGCCUGCGCCUGUCGUUGCCCCCGCCACGCCUGUCUCGCCCGAGCCUGUCACUACCAGCGCACAGCCUCCCAGCCCUGGCACUCCCGAGCCCACCGUCGAGUCUCCCCCCGCCGAGGAGGAGCACCACGAUGCUGCUGCUGCUGCUGACGAGCUCGACGUUGUCGAGGCUGGUAGCGAGGAGGAUGACCUCGAAGAGGGUGACUACGACGAGUACGCAGAGGACGAUUAUGACGACGAAGAAUAUGAUGAGGAAGAAGACGAGGAGGAGUACACUGAGGAGGAAGAGGAAGAGGAGGACGAGGACGAGGACGAUGACUCCAACACUCGUUCCCCCCACUCUGUGUCGGCUGUUCCCGACAUGGACACGAUUCCAGAGGGAGACGAGACUGCUUCCGAGGGCGAGGACGACGACCAGAGCCCGUCCAAGCCGCCCAAGUCGCCUACGUGGUUUGGUGCUUCAUCCGGCGCCGGCUCUUCGCUCCUCUCUCGUAUGGGUCCUGCUCCCAACACUCCGUCUACCCCCUCUCCCCAGGGAUCAGAAUCCACCCCAUCUUCGUCCCGCGCCUCGGCUUUCACCCUCAAGCACGCCCCCAAGACGAGCUCGCCUCUCAGCACCAACGCCGUCAUUAUUCCCGAGCCUGGAACCCCGAGCGCGACCCCGCCAGGCGCCACUCCGCCCGACUCGCCUGGCAAGCAUGCUGCCUCCCCGCCCUCGGACCACCCGGGCAUGUUUGGUGUGGGCUUGAACCUCGCUAGCUCCCCCCAGUUUAGCUUCAAGAAUGGCAGCGGCAAGAAGGAGGACGAUGACAACAAGGAGGACGUGCCCAAGGCACCAUUCUCAUUCGCGACUCCCGCUGCUGCACCCGGCGAGUGGACUUGUGACACGUGUAUGCUCAAGAACCCCGACAGCGCAAAGGAAAAGUGUACCGUCUGCGAAGCGCCUCGUCCCGGUGCUGCUCCUGCCGCGGCCAAGCCUGCUGCCAUGCCCGCUCCUCCCUCGGUCCCCUCUGGCGGCUUUAGCUUUGGCGGAGCCAAGCCUGCUACCACUGCCCCGGCUGCCACUUUUGCCGGCUUUGGCAAGCCUGCCGCUGGUGCUGAAUGGACUUGCGACACUUGCAUGCUCAAGAACCCCGACAGCGCAAAGGAGAAAUGUACUGUCUGUGAGGCGCCUCGUCCUGGUGCUGCACCUGCUACAGCCAAGCCGGCUGCCAUGCCUGCUCCUCCUUCGGUUCCUGCUGCUGGCGGCUUCAGCUUUGGUGGCAAGCCCGUUUACACGCCCGCCACGAGCGCGCCUGCCACUGGCGGCUUUGCUGGCUUUGGAAAGCCCGCUGCUGCUACCACCGAGUGGACGUGCGACACGUGCAUGCUCAAGAACCCGGACAGCGCAAAGGAAAAGUGCACGGUUUGCGAAUCGCCUCGCCCCGGUGCCACCCCGGCCGCUGCUGCCAAGCCCGCGGGCAUGCCUGCUCCUCCGUCGGUCCCUUCUGGUGGAUUCUCGUUUGGCGGCAAGCCCGUCGCGCCGGCGAGCGCUUCUACUACGACCGCGCCUCCCGCUGCGCCGAGCGCGCCGUUCAGCGGCUUUGGCUUUGGUAAGCCUCCAGCGGCUGCUCCCAAGGCCCCGGAAUCUGGUGUCCAAUGGACUUGCGACACAUGCAUGCUCAAGAAUCCCGACACCGCCAAGGAAAAGUGCACCGUCUGCGAGUCUCCGCGUCCCGGUGCGGCCGCGGCCGCGUCGAGCAAGCCCGCUGGCCCACCGGCACCUCCCUCUGUACCGCUGACUGGCUUCUCCUUUGGAGGCAAGCCCGUGGCCCCCGCCCCUGCUGCAGCGACGACCACGGCCCCUACACCAGCGUUCACCGGCUUUGGCAAACCCGCAACCCCCGCCACGACUGCCGAAGCGCCCAAGUCUCUGUUCGGAGGCGCCAAGCCUGCCGUUGCUGCCGGCCCAGAGUGGACUUGCGAUACCUGCAUGCUCAAGAACCCGGACAGCGCAAAGGAAAAGUGUACCGUUUGCGAGGCCCCCCGCCCCGGUGCCGCACCUGCAAAGCCUGCUGCCCCGCCAGCACUACCCUCGGUCCCAGCUGGAGGCUUCAGCUUUGGCGGUGCCAAACCCGCUGCCGCUCCAUCUGCCCCGGCUACGACUCUCAGCGCCUUUGGCUUGCCCAAGCCUGCCAACAACCCGCCCGCCUUUGCUGGCUUUGCCACAGCUACUCCUGCCCUGCCCACGCCCGCAGCGGCUGACAAGCCCGCACCGUUUGGUGGCUUCAACAAGCCUGCUGCUCCCCCCGCCGCUCCGGCGGCGCCGCCUGCUCUCGGUGCGUUUGGCCUGCCCAAGCCUGCGGCCAACGCACCCGCGUUCGCAGGAUUUGGUAGCAACACGGCGCCAGCGGCGACGACGGCCCCCAAGCCGUUCGGCUUCGGUACCGCCCCCCCUCCUGCCACCAAGGCUGCGCCUGCAGUGUCGCCGUCGGAAUCGCCCAAGCCUGUCCCCGGGUUUGUCGGGUUCGCGGGCUUUGGCCAGGGCAAGCCUGCUGCGGUCACCCCGGCCGCGACUCCCUCUGCACCUGUUGUCAUGGGACAGAUAUCGGCCAUUGCGGCGGUGCCGACUGCGCCAGUGCAGCAGCUGGCAAAGGAGAAGGAGAAGGAGCCCGUCGCGGCCCCCGCACCGCCCCCCGCACCCAAGUUCAAUGUACCGGCCCGUCAACCCGUUGCGGCUGUGCCGCCUACGCCGACUACGCAGGCCAAGUCCAUGGCCGGCAUGCUCGAGCGCGUUGUGGCCGAGGUUGUGGAUGACCUGAACAAGCUCAACGCCAACCUCAAGGCGGCGGAGGCGUUCCAUGCUGCCAUUGACGCGCCUGACUUUGCGUCGCCCGCUUCGGCGACACAGCUCGAGGCUGUUCCUUUCUCGGCCCUCGAUGACGUGAUGAAGCUGGCCGAGGACCUCGGUGACCAACUCGCUAUUGUGCGUGCCGAGGUACAGGAGAGCGAUGUGACGCUGGCGGAACUCCAGUCCCGGAUGCUGAAGACGGACAUGAAGGCUGGUCAAGCUGAAAAGUUCCUCAAGGCGCGGCAGGACCCGUCGUUUGCUCGUUCGAUGCAGAUCAAGGACCUGAGCCCGCAACAAGCUGCCGACCAGCUGCGCCUGCGCAAGGUUGUGCAGAUGACGGAAUCUCGCCUCAACGAGGUUGAAGCCGGAAUUGCCGUCCUGAAGCGCCGUUCGGACCGUCGUGAUCCCCACCACCGCCACCACCAGCGUGCGACGUCGUCGCUGCAGCAGCAGCAGCAGCAACCUGCCCUAGAGCGAAUCCAACGCACGGUGCGCAACGUCGACGUUGCGAUUCGAGACCGCCAGCACGCGCUCGACGAGCUGUCGCGCCGUAUCGGUGGGCUGAAACUCGCGGGCCGUGAAACGCGCGAGAACACGCCCGUGCGCACCAGCACCCCCGUCAAGACGCCUGUGCACGACCUCCGCCAUGCCUCUCCGACGAGCACGAGCGCAACUGCGGCCGGGGCCGCGACGCCGAGAAGGAACGGACAGACCAGUGGCGCUUCUGGCGCUCCUGUGUCGCUCGAACCCACAGACGCUCAGCGCCAACGUGCGGCCACGGCGUCCAAACCACUGGACGUGGCACGGAGCCGCCUGGUCCAAAGGGCCGCCGCCGCCGCGCCGGUCACGCGCAUCGGACGGGCGAGCACGAGCACCGCGCUCCCGACCUCGAGCCUCGUGUCGCACGCUUCGGUCAUCCGAGGCCCAGUGAAGGUGGACGCGGUGCCUCUGCCAGGCAGUGUUCUUCCUCCCCCCUCUCGAAAGGGUAUCCCUGGCGGCGGUUCCAGCAGUGCGGCCGCGGGUCCCAGCAGCAACAGUGGUGGUGCCUCUGCCUCAUCGUCAUACCGAGAGCCUGCUGCCGCUGCUGCUUCGAGUACAUUUAUCUCCCUGGCCCCGAUGCUCCAGGCACCCGCGACCCCACAGCCGCAGCCGCCGUCGCAACUUGCUUCAAGCUCAACCUCGACCUCCAACUCGAACCCCCCGACCUCGUCGCCGUCGUUUGGCGGCGGGUUUGCAGGCAUCAAACUGCAGUUGGACCCGGGCACGAUCGUGACUGGGAAAUCGCGCGGCAUGGUCGCCGGCGCGGCCAAGCACAGCGGCCGGCACUCAAACGCCGUGCGCCUCAGUACCGUCGCCGCGCUGCCUGCGGGGACCGUCGGCGGUGCGCCGCUGUCGCUGUUCGGGGACGUGGCGCUGCCGGCACCGAACAAGGAUGAGAAGCCUGCGUUCUUGAAGUAG
Apiotrichum porosum is the source of this 7476-nucleotide messenger RNA. RefSeq lists its product as uncharacterized. Lineage: Eukaryota; Fungi; Basidiomycota; Tremellomycetes; Trichosporonales; Trichosporonaceae. Bases 1 to 7476 code for a protein of 2491 amino acids. Gene Ontology annotation, molecular function: protein binding. The transcript has 6 exons. The record is from RefSeq and is a predicted model, not a curated record.